Molecule: messenger RNA, 2084 nt
Organism: Leptomonas pyrrhocoris
Lineage: Eukaryota; Euglenozoa; Kinetoplastea; Trypanosomatida; Trypanosomatidae
Exons: 1
Coding region: 177-2084 (635 amino acids)
Cellular component (GO): membrane
Source: RefSeq, a predicted model, not a curated record
GUGGAAACUCGUAUUUCCUGCAUUUCUUCUUUUCUUUUUACCCGCUGCGUCCUCUCUCUUAACGGUUCUUUUCUUUGCGCGACUCCCUCGUGCUUCGUGGUGUCAGCUCUACAUCACGGGCCACGCUCUUGUCGUCUUUGUUUUUUUCUUGUCUCCUUCCUAGCUCACACUUGAUCAUGUCUAUGGCAGAGGAGGUUUACGCGGAGGGCCGCCGCAGCAUGCAGGAGACGCGGUCCUCGCAGGCGCAGCGCUUUCUCACCAACCGGCCCGUUUCCAUCAGUGAACCGAAGCGUUUUUUCAUGCUCCUCAUCGGCGUCUACGCGUGCAUCUGUGCCUCCACCGGUUACGUGUACAACCUCUUCUCCGGUAGGCUCCAGGAAAAGUACGAUUUCACGCAGAAACAGAUGUCGGUUAUUACGACCAUGUCGGGUGUGCUCAGCAUUGUGGUGUUCCCUCUCGCCGGGGUGUACGACUACUACGGUCCGCGGUCGCUCUUCAUGAUCGGGAUGGUAUUCUUCCCUAUUGGCGGCGUUCUAUUCGGGCUAGCCUUCGCAGACGCAGUGGACGGCAAUGUGGCGCGCUUUACCGUCUUUAGCGCCUUCCUCAGCGUUGGCACGGCGAUGUUCGACAUUGCCGGUCUCAUGACCAUUCUCAGCGUCUUCCCGAGCAGUCGCGGAGCCGUCAUUGCGGUCAUGAAAACGUUCAUUGGCAUCGGCUCCGCGAUCUUCGGCGCGUUCCAGCUCGGCUUCUUCGAAGACGACAUCAGCGGCUUCUUUUACUUUAUGUCCGCCUUCGUCGGCGUCGUCGGGCUUUUCUGCGUGCUGUUUGUCGAGCUGCCGCCCUACCAACUCACCGGCUACGAGGAGAGGUACCUCACCGAGGCGGACAAGGCGAAGCGGCUGGCCACCAAACGCGUCUACCUCGAGAAGGUGCCGUCGCCGCGGCGCUUCGUGAUUGGCUUUGCGCUUGUAUCGGUACUCAUCGUCUUUUUACCGGUUCAGAGCUCGCUGGUGGCCUACUUGAAGCUCGGCCAUCCCUAUAAGUUGGGCUUCGCACUCGCCACUGUGGCCGUCAUGGUGCUCUACACCGUCAUGGCGGUGCCACUGCGUUGGCUAGACGUGGGCAGCACCAACAUCGUCGAACAGCUCCCUGACGAGGAUGAGGGGGCGGAGAGUGUGGCGGCUGCGGCCGGGGGACGCCGCAUGACCGCCUCGCAGCGCCUCAGUCGCCGCAUCAACUCUGCUCGCACGAGCAUAGCGGAGCAGGCGAUCUUCAGCGCCGCUGCUAUCGAUGAGUCGGCGCACAUUGCCCCGCAGUACCAGACGACGUUCUUUGAAAGCGUCUGCACACUUAAGCUGUGGGCCCUUGCAUACUCGCUCUUCUGCAUCUUUGGCACCCAAACGGUAAUCAUUGUCAACGCACGAUUUGUGUACGCCGCCGCCUCGGAGACGAAGAUGACGCAGGAGGUGGCCUCCCUCCUGACAGUGUUCAACGGCGCCGGCAGCGCUGUGGGGCGCAUUGUGAUGAGCAUCUUUGAGGUGUGGACGCAGAAGCGGAAGCCAGAGGAGCGCAUCCCCCUUACCAUGGCGCUCUUCAUUCCGUCGGUAAUUAUGCUGGCCGCCUCAACCAUGCUCCUCUUUGUGCGCAAAGAGUGGCUCCUCAUCCCCUUCGGAUUGACGGCGCUGGGCAACGGCUUUUCAGCUGCCACGGUGGUGCUGGUGAUGCGCACCCUGUACGCCAAGAGUGUGGCGAACCACUACAACUGCAUGUCGCUCGCUUCUCUCGUUGCCUCAAUUUUGUUGAAUCAGAUUUUAUACGGCGAAUGGUACACGAAAGAGGCCAAGAAGCAGGGCAACAGCAUCUGCAUCGGCCGCCAAUGCAUUUUUGUGCCGUUUGUGAUUAUGAGUGUGCUGGUUUUUACAAGUCUUUUCUCUAGCUUGUACGUGCAUUUGAAUUACAAAGCGUUUUGCGAGGAGGCGCUGGCCGAGCGCGCGCAGUUACGCUGUGAGCGUGCGCGUGUGGCGAACACGCACUCUCACAACACCGAGGACGAGCGCGAGCCGCUGUUGGAAUCGCCCCAUUAG